Penicillium manginii is the source of this 999-nucleotide messenger RNA. RefSeq names its product EF-hand domain-containing protein. NCBI's taxonomy places the organism in Eukaryota, Fungi, Ascomycota, Eurotiomycetes, Eurotiales, Aspergillaceae. Gene Ontology annotation, molecular function: calcium ion binding. The coding region runs from base 1 to 999 and encodes 332 amino acids. The transcript is spliced from 4 exons. The record is from RefSeq and is a predicted model, not a curated record.
AUGGCCUACAACAAGAGCUACAAUCCCGACGCGCUGCCAGCGCACGCCGAACCUGAGCAGGUCGCCCAAAUGAUCGGGAACAUGCAAGUAUCAGGUAGUCAACCUACCGGCCAAAGCCAAAAGCCCCUACCCUCACGACCCCCACAGGCAGGCCCUGGCGGCGGCGUUCCACCCCGCGUCCCGGUUUCCAGUGCCCCUCCACAAGGAGGAGGAGGUUAUAACGCACCGCCGCCGCUGCGCCCACAAGAUCCCCACGCCUCGCACUCCUAUAGUGGCAGCGUUCCUGGCGGUGGCCGACCAUCACCAGCAAAUCCAACUCGGCCACACCCAUUACACCCAUCUCCGCCACCGCAGAACUAUGGGUUCGGCCCCCCUCCCUCCCACAACCGACCACCACCCUCAUCGCGCCCUCCCCAAUCCCCACAACCCCCACCCCUCGCUGCACCAACGAGCAAUGACCCACAGCAUCUCUUUCCGCUCUUUCGCGCCGCGAAUUCCUCGCACUCGGGCUCGCUGACGGAGCACGAGCUGGGCUCUGCGCUCGUCAAUGGAGACUAUACGUCCUUCCACCCGCGGACGGUGAAGAUGAUGAUCCGCAUGUUCGACCGGGACGGGAACGGGAUCAUCAAUUUCGACGAGUUCGUUUCGUUGUGGCGAUAUCUGGCGGCGUGGCGGGAACUCUUCGAUCGAUUUGAUGAGGACCGCAGUGGGCGGAUUAGUCUACAGGAGUUUGAGAAUGCGCUCGUGGCUUUUGGGUAUCGGCUCAGUCCGAAGUUUGUCUCUGUGCUUUUCUCUGUCUUUGAGAGUAAGACGAGGCAAUUGAGUGGGGCGCCGAAGAGCCCUAAUCGGCAUGGGAUGAGCUUUGAUCUGUUUGUUCAGGCUUGUAUUAGUCUCAAGCGGAUGACGGAUGUGUUUAAGCGGUAUGAUGAUGAUCGGGAUGGGUAUAUUACUGUUAGCUUUGAGGAGUUUUUGACUGAGAUCCUCCAACUGCAGGAGUAA